AUGGGCAACUGCUGCGGCACCCGGGGCGCUACUGGCCCCACUCGUGGCGUGCAGCCACGGCUUGGGGACCCCGGCUACGAGGCUCCUGGCGCCAGCCACGGGCUCGCGGGCAGGGGAGCAUCCCGGCCCCCGGCGCCGCUCGGCGCCCUUGUGUCCCGCAGGAGCCCCCAGCUCCUGCUCUGCGACCGGGUGCAGGUGACGCGGCACCAGCAGACGAGGGACAGGGACCUCCUGCUCUUCCCAAACACCAUCGCCGUCGCCAGCUUCAGGUGGGGCUCCACCUUCCUCCUGAAGCACCGGGUGCCCCUCAGCGAGCUCUGGGUGCUGUGUGGGGAGGAUGAGGCGGCGUGCGGGCGGGAAGACGAGGAGGUUUUUGGCCUGAAAUGUGCCAACAGCCUCGUCCUCGUGUGGCCGGGAGACGUCUGCGUGGUCACUUUCCGGCGAAGCGGAGGAGCCCAGGAGACCCGCGUCACCCGCCUGGCCUCCCUGCGGUUCCUGGUGAAGGUCGUUGGCUUCUACUGCCCCUCGGCGUUGCUGAGCGCCCGGACCGUCGAGGUGCUGAUUUCGGCGGAGGCGGCCACCGAGCAAUGCCCAGUCUUGGCCCCAUCGGCUCCUGAGGAGGGACUUUGCCACUCUCCUGCAGAUGGGACUAAGAAAAGGAAGAGGCUGAUCCCGUGGCCGUUCGCUCGGAGGCGAGCCUCGGCCAGUGGGGCCUGUCCAGAGCAACCAGACUCUGGCCUCAAGAGCCCCCUGUUUGGGCAGCCUCUGGGCAGUCUUUGUGGGGAAGAGGAGACCCUGCCCCAGCCGGUCCAGGAUCUCCUGGCCAUAUUGUACAGGGAAGGGCCUGCCACUGAGGGGAUAUUCCGCAAGGCUGCCAGUGAGAAAGCGCGCAGGGAACUGAAGGAGGCCCUCGACAAAGGGGGCACCGUUGACUUGGACAGCAAACCUGUGCACCUCUUGGCUGUCAUCUUGAAGGACUUCCUGCGCAAUAUCCCUUCCCAACUCCUGUCGGCAGCCCUGUUUGAGAAGUGGAUGCUGGCUCUUGAAAAGCCAAGCAGGCAAGAAAAGAUUGAAGAAUUGAAAGAGGUGGCUGACCAACUGCCACGGCCAAAUAUCCUCUUGCUCAAGCCCUUGCUUGCUGUGCUCCACCACAUAAGCCAAAAUGCAGAGACCAGCAGGAUGGACUCCAGCAACCUUGCCAUCUGCAUAGGGCCCAACGUGCUGAGCCCAGGCACAGACAGCACGCUGCCGCUGCAAGUGCAAAUGGAGAUGAAUGGCAAGGUGAAGUCACUGGUGGAGUUUCUUAUUGACAACUGCACAGCAAUAUUUGGGGAGGACUUGGCCUUGCCUGGCAGCCCCUCUGCUGAAGACUGCCCCGAGCACACCGGCAGCUCCGCAGGGCACCCAGGAGCUGCUCAGGAGGAUGCUUCUGCCCAAGACAAGCCAGGGCCUGAAGCUGGAUGUGACUCCCUAACCUCUGAGAUGCAGCAGCCCAGUGGGAGAAGCCCCGGUGGGAGCAGAGCAUAUGCAACAUGUGUCUCUGCCCCUCCGGUGCCUCAUUUGCAAAGUGACAUCAGCACAAUGCGUAGGAGCAUCUCAGAGCCAGCUCUGUCCUUUGAGGACCCCUCAGAGGGCAGCAGAAGGCACCAGAAACGGAGCAGGAGCGUGGACAGUGUUGCUGCUGUGCAGCAACAGGUGAGCUUGGCGAGGGAGGCACUGGGAGAGCAGCCUGCCAUCGUGCCCACACAAUUAUCAGAGGGCGCUCCACCCCAGACGUCCUCCAGGCGCUCCCUGCAGAGCUGCUGUCCUGCUGCCCAGGGCUCCUCCAUCAUUCCCCUGGGACCUGCUGCCAUUCCCUCUUCCUGCUUCCGGGCUGCGAGAACCAUCUGAGCAGUCACCAGCAUUCCUAUCGCAUGCCAGGCCUGGGUGAGAAGCCAUCA
Messenger RNA from Rhea pennata, 1940 nucleotides. Its product is annotated as T-cell activation Rho GTPase-activating protein-like. The transcript has 11 exons. Gene Ontology annotation, molecular function: GTPase activator activity. Gene Ontology annotation, biological process: signal transduction; regulation of Rho protein signal transduction. The record is from RefSeq and is a predicted model, not a curated record. Lineage: Eukaryota; Metazoa; Chordata; Aves; Rheiformes; Rheidae. Bases 1 to 1890 code for a protein of 629 amino acids.